Molecule: messenger RNA, 1197 nt
Organism: Colletotrichum truncatum
Lineage: Eukaryota; Fungi; Ascomycota; Sordariomycetes; Glomerellales; Glomerellaceae
Product: endosomal SPRY domain-containing protein
Source: RefSeq, a predicted model, not a curated record
AUGGCUCCGGCCAUCGUCACCAGUCUGCGGCACCAGGCGCGCUCUUACAUUUCUGGCAGACUUUCAAGUCUCCCGGACACGGCUGACAUCACGGCGCGAACGUUCGACGCAUCUAUCGGCCCCCUCGCUGCUCGAUCUGUUCUCGUGGGCCGCGACAGCACUCCGCCUAAAGAAGACCCAAGUGUCGGCGUCACCAAUCCCCACGACAUCAACAACACGGCGAUAUUUGCGGUGUUUGGCCUUAUCGGCGCGGCCUUCGUCAUCACUGGUAUUUGGUUCUUCUUUUGGGCCAAAAAUGGCGGCUUCUACUUCAAGGAGAACGACUGGGAUGACUACAAAUCGACUGUCCUGCGUCGUAAGGGUCCGAACGGCACAAUUCUAUCAAAUGCCACGCCCUCAACGAACCUGGGCGGUGGCAGCGUGUACAAGGACUAUGACGACAACACAACCAGUAUUUCCGGAACCACGUUGUCGGGUAUCACUGCUGGAGCAAGUGAUAUUGCAGCACGUGAGAAGCGUGAGCGCAAGCGGGAGAAGCGCCGCCGUGAUAAAGAGGCCCGUCACAACGAGAAGCGAUCAUCGCGCAGGCAUCAUCAUCAAGAGGAGACUGGUGUCUUGAUCGACGAAGAAGCGGAGCGAGAGGCCAAGCAGCAUUUGCGGUCAUACAGACACGAGAAGCCGGCCCGUGUCGGUGGCAUGAACAAAGAGUCUGAAGCGUCCGAAUGGGACGGGUCCACAAACCCGACUGAAUCAUCCGUCUCAUCCAACCUGCUUUCCAACCGCGAGACCACCCCUACAUCAACGCCCGCCAAAGGAGGCAUCCGCAAGGUAUACAGCACGGCUGACCGCAACGAGGAGCGUGAACGCCAGCGAAUCCGCGCCGAGGCUAAGAAGCUUCAGGAGAAGGGUCGUUCUGCCGGCAGCUCGAGGCGCGAUUUCAGCUUCCAGCGCGGCAGUACCAUCGCAGAGGACCAGGUCACUCGUGGUUAUGCUCUACCCCCACCUCAAGAGGAACCGGAGCACAGUAUCCCCGGUAGCUGGGCUGAGAGCGAUAUUACCAGCGCCGUCAGCAGCGACUAUGGCAACAAAUCAUACCACCACGUCAUCCCAGGGCUGAGCAGCCAGAGUGCCGUCAGCAGCGAAUACGCGGACGAGAGACGGAAGAGAAGACAGGCCCGGCGCAACCGCGACCACUGA